ACACCAACUACAACUGCACCAACUACAACGACACCAACUACAACUACACCAACCACAACUACACCAACUACAAUAACUACGACUUCUUCGACGACGACUACCACCACCACGACCACUGCUAACCCCUGCCAAUCCGGUUCUCUAAGCGACGGUCUGAACAACUUUCUUCGCUAGGCGUUCUUCAAUUAUGACGAGUUUUUAAUAAGUAAUCGCCUUGAUCCUUCUCCUCCAAUUAUUGCUCCCACUAAUGUCAAUAUAAACACGUCUUUCCUUCAAAUUUCGGGACAGCUAAGGUAAAAAAACCCAUUAACAGUUUUAAGAUUUUUUUAAAUCAUGAGAUUUUGUAAUAAGCAAAUGAUCUAGAAAUUCUGUAGGCGCCGGAAUGUCGAAUGAGUUACAAGUUUACGAAAUAUCCUCGGACCUUGCAGCCCUACAGUUCAGGUUUGCAAUAUUGUUGAGACAGCUGGAAUUACGAGGAAUCUACAAUUUGUCCGGCACUGUGAUCUCCCUUUACCCCGUAUUCGGCUCUGGUGCCUGGUCUCUACCCGAUUUUGCCUUGGAAAUCGACCUAAACCUCGUCGGUUUUGCCAUUGAGGAUGGUUACAUUAACAUGGAACGAUUCGAGUUCCGAAACAUAACGUUAAUUCCGAACUAUUCGAAUUCUCAAAUUUCCCUGGAAGACUUGGUAAUUGAUGAGGGCGCGGAAAAUCUAGGCAAAGACGUUUUCGACGCUUUGACUCAGCUGAUUCCAAAAGCGUUGGAAGAGGCGGGUGCACAUUCCGUGUUGAAGUCGGUCAUGGACUAUCUGCGAUUCUUGUUUACGGUUACCCCGUUGACUGAAAUUAUUGGGACAACACCACCUCCGUGUCGAUUGGGGGAUAUUGCUCCACAAAAUUGAUGCAUUAAUUCCUUCUAUACUUAAAACAAUUCAGUGUCUAUGUCAUAAAUUCCUGCAAAAUGUAUAGCUUCUGAUAAUUGUGAUGGAAAUAAAUUCAAUCCAGUUAUAAUCAAAGUUCAUAAAUUAGUUAAUAUCAAAUUUGCCUAUUUUACCCUAUUAGUUAAUACAAAAUUUACCAAAUGUAAUUUAGUUGCUAAAUUGCAUUUAUCAGAAUUACAUCUUUUUACAGUAACUCGCGAAAUUUACAUGUGUA
This is a messenger RNA of Folsomia candida, 1151 nucleotides long. RefSeq lists its product as uncharacterized. The transcript is spliced from 4 exons. NCBI's taxonomy places the organism in Eukaryota, Metazoa, Arthropoda, Collembola, Entomobryomorpha, Isotomidae. The record is from RefSeq and is a predicted model, not a curated record. Bases 383 to 898 code for a protein of 171 amino acids.